Molecule: messenger RNA, 847 nt
Organism: Malus domestica (apple)
Lineage: Eukaryota; Viridiplantae; Streptophyta; Magnoliopsida; Rosales; Rosaceae
Product: nucleoid-associated protein At4g30620, chloroplastic-like
Molecular function (GO): DNA binding
Source: RefSeq, a predicted model, not a curated record
AUUACCAAAGUUUUGUUUGGUGCAUUGAGGUAGGUAUCGAAGAGAUCCAUUGUAUCCAAAAACCAGAGACAGCGAGAGAGAGAGGCAUUGAAUUGCACCGCUAUUUCGCCUCUCCUUCCUCCCUCUCUGUGUCCGUCAUGUCGUCGACCAGUGCUUUAAGCUCCCGGCUUUCCAACUUCCACCUCCUCACCGAAUCCCAGGACCACCUCACUUUCCGUGAAGGAGUAAACUCACGUCCAGCCUGUCCUUCAAUUGUUUCUUGGCCUGGUAUUAAGACUGGGAGGACACCCCGUUCGUCCCGUGUGUAUGGCUUAUUUGGAGGAGGGAAAAAGGGUAACAAUGAAAGGGGUGAUGAUGCAGCUUCAAAGGCAGGAGUUUUCAGUAUGCAAAAUCUGUAUGAGACAGUUAAGCAAGCUCAAAAUGUAGUACAAGUUGAAGCAGUGCGUGUGCAGAAAGAGCUUGCUGCGGCAGUGUUUGAUGGUUACUGUGAAGGUGAGAUUAUAAAGGUAACGCUUUCUGGUAACCAGCAACCUGUACGCACUGAGAUAACUGAGGCUGCUAUGGAACUAGGAGCAGAAAAAGUCUCUGAAUUGGUGACGGAAGCAUACAAAGAUGCGCAUCAGAAGAGUGUCAUGGCCAUGAAGGAUAGAAUGAGCAACCUUGCCCAGAGUAUAGGAAUGCCAAAAGCUCUCGGUGAAUUGAAAUGAUUUGCCGGUGCAUCUCUAUGACAUUUAACUGUCCUAUUUCGUAAUGUUGAACUUUUUUCUUCGUACCUCUUAGUUUCAAGGAAAAAUUGUUGAUUCAAAAUUUUCAAUGAGGUCAAGUUUCAGUUUCAAGUUUUUAUCAA